This is a messenger RNA of Brienomyrus brachyistius, 5044 nucleotides long. Its product is annotated as tyrosine-protein kinase receptor UFO-like. Gene Ontology annotation, molecular function: ATP binding; protein binding; transmembrane receptor protein tyrosine kinase activity. Gene Ontology annotation, biological process: cell surface receptor protein tyrosine kinase signaling pathway; phagocytosis; negative regulation of apoptotic process. Gene Ontology annotation, cellular component: signaling receptor complex. Bases 563 to 3292 code for a protein of 909 amino acids. The transcript has 20 exons. Lineage: Eukaryota; Metazoa; Chordata; Actinopteri; Osteoglossiformes; Mormyridae. The record is from RefSeq and is a predicted model, not a curated record.
GGAAAAAAGUUUGGAGGCAACAGUCGAAGAUGUGAGAGGAAAGUUAGUCAAGGAAAAACAGCCCCAGAAGAAAAAGGAGAGGAUAAGAAUACGGGACUGCAGAAACUACUGGAAGUUUUUCGGAGAUAAAACAGAUAAAUAGCUGAUCGAUAUUGCGAUUUUUAAAAUCAUUUUAUUGAGUUUCACUUCUUAUCGUAUGUUACCCUGCGAUCUAAAUAAGUUUUCUGCAAUCAAUAUCUUUUCUGAAGACCAAUUCCCUCAUACCUUGAAUUUAACAUGACGGACUACAAACUUAUGAACUUGAUAUAAACCAGUGUUUCUUUUAUUAUGAACUGAGGGCGGGGAUAUUGGGAAUAAAAAAAAAACUGGUUUUGAAACUGGCUUCUAAGCGCAGACCUGUAAACAAUUUAUUGAAUAAUCCGAGGUGCGCCUGUGAAGUUACUGAAGUUAGCCCUGGUCCCGGUCUGGCCACUCGGGGAUGCGCUGAUGCGGAUCCGGCACAGGCGAGAAGAGCGCUGUACGAAAGCAACUUUCCACUCGACCAGGAACUCGGGAAAGCAACAUGGGUUAUAUGAACGGUUCCUUGCUGCUGGCGACGUUCCUUCUGAUGUGUCCAGUUGCCGCAAAUACCCUGCUUGGGCCAUGGUUUGUCCAGGAUCCCGCCAAUUUGACGCUCGCCCUGGGCAAGGCAGCGCAGCUGCAGUGCCGGCUGGAGAUGGUAGGGGGUGACAGGGAGCUGCCGGACGUGGUGUGGCAGAAAGACGGUAUGGCUUUGGACACCACCGACACGAGCCAGGUGGAGAUCCCCAUCACCGAGGAGAAGUGGCAGAUUAUCAGCAAUCUAAACAUCGAGAGCACCCAAGUGCUGGACAUGGGGGACUAUCGCUGUGUGGUGACCAUUGAGGGACGGCAGGUCAUGUCACAGCAGGGCUACAUCCAGCUGGAAGGCCUUCCUCACUUUUCCACGGAGCCCCAAGACAUGACAGUGAUGGCGAACAUCAGCUUCAGUCUGCACUGCGUAGCCCAUGGGCCACCAGAGCCAGUCCGGGUCAUUUGGUUGCAGGACGGGGUGCCAGUAAAUUCUCUGAUGGACCCCAUGUCCCUGUCGCCCUCCACGCUCACCCUAACAGGACUCAACAAAACCAGCACAUUCUCCUGCGAGGCUCAUAACUACAAAGGGGUCGCCACUUCAGGUUCAGGCCUUGUGACAGUCAUACCAUCCCAGCCUCGGAAAGUGCACACCACUCAGGUUACCAACACCAGCUUACAUGUAUCCUGGCAGCCCAGCUUUGGAGGGGUCCAUCCCAUCACAGAGUGCUCAGUCCAGGUCGUGCCCUUUGAACCUGCCCUCAACACACUACCCAGCUCUACCGGCUAUCAGCAGGAUGUGAGUGACACGCCCUCCAGUCAUGUGAUCUCGGACCUGGAGCCGCUGACGGCAUACGGAGUGCGGGUGGCUUGCCGCAGUAGUCAGGGGCAGUCUCCCUGGACGGACUGGGUCACGCUGAGCACUGCAGAAGGGGUGCCGGACUCUGCCCCGGAGAAUAUAACCGCCAUACUGAACGGCACCGACGUGGUGGUGAGCUGGGCGGAGCCAACGGGCAAGCUGAAUGGACGCCUAUUGGGAUACCAGCUGGAGUACAGGACCCCAGAGAUGAACCAGAUCGUCCUGGAUGUGGGGCUGUACCACGAGCUGCCCAUCAAUCUGUCAUCCCCCCUGUCCAACGUGUCAUUCCGGGUGUGUGCGUACACGGCGGCCGGCCCGGGCCCCUGGAGCGACCUGCGCACGCUCACCCUCACACAGCCAGCGAUGGGCGAGUCCAGAGGCUUGUCCUCUUCAUCAACCCCCUCCUGGCAGUGGUGGUAUGUCGUCAUGGCGAUUGGCAUUACCGUGGCGCUGGCAGUGCUGGCGGCAGUCUACGUGACUAGACUGCGGCGGAAGGAGACGCGAUUCGGGGAGGCGUUCGAGCCCAUGAUGGAGCGAGGACAGCUGGUGGUGCGCUAUCAGGCCCGUCGAACCUACAGCCGCAGGAGUAAUGAAGCCACACUGAACCGCCUUGGCAUCAGUGAGGAACUGAAGCAGAAACUGCAGGACGUGAUGGUGGACAGGCACAAGCUCACCUUGGGCAAGACCCUAGGCGAGGGAGAGUUUGGGUCUGUUAUGGAGGGCCUGCUUACUCAGGAGGAGUCUGUGCUCCGGGUGGCCGUGAAGACCAUGAAGAUUGCCAUCUGCACCCGUACUGAAAUGGAGGACUUCCUCCGAGAGGCCGCCUGCAUGAAGGAGUUUGACCACCCCAACAUCAUGCGGCUCUUGGGUGUGUGUCUGCAGACAGUGGAGGGUGAAGGAUACCCAUCUCCAGUGGUCAUCCUGCCCUACAUGAAACACGGAGAUCUCCACAGCUACCUUCUCUACUCCCGGCUAGGGGACUGCCCUGUGUUUCUUCCAUCUCAGAUGCUGGUGAAGUUCAUGACCGACAUCGCGCGGGGAAUGGAGUACCUGAGCAGCCGAAACUUCAUCCACCGCGAUCUGGCGGCCAGGAACUGCAUGCUGAACGAGAACAUGACGGUGUGCGUGGCUGACUUUGGCCUGUCGAAGAAGAUAUACAACGGAGACUAUUACAGACAAGGCCGGAUCUCCAAGAUGCCCGUCAAGUGGAUCGCCAUCGAGAGCCUGGCUGACCGAGUGUACACCACCAAAAGCGACGUGUGGUCAUUUGGCGUGACUAUGUGGGAGAUCGCCACCAGGGGGCAGACACCCUACCCUGGUGUGGAGAACAGCGAGAUUUAUGACUACCUAAGACAGGGCAACCGCCUGAAACAGCCCCCAGACUGCCUGGAUAGCAUCUAUGCCCUCAUGUUCUCCUGCUGGCUCCUGAGCCCCAAGGAACGGCCCGGGUUCGAGUUCCUGCGCUGCGAGCUGGAGAAGACCCUGGAGGAGCUUCCAGAACUGCAGGACCCCGACGAGAUCCUCUAUGUGAACAUGGAGGAGGCCGCAUCCGAGCUGGGCGCGGUGGGUGGGAGGGAGCCCCCCCCAGUCCCCCUGCCGGUCUUCACUAAGGCCUCAGACCCCCUGAUGGCUGCUUCUGAGGUGCAGCAGCCUGGUCGUUAUGUCCUCUGCCCCCAGCUCGAAACGCAACGCUUCUUGUCCGACUCUGUAGAGAACCUGAGCCUGGCCACCUCUUCCUCCGCACCGGCUCUGCUCCUGCCGCCCGCAACGCCAUGUGUGCCGACCCCGACAGCGGAGGAGCUUGGGGAAUGUGACAGGCCAGGCAGGAAAGUCCCCUGGCAGUGAGACACCCUCCCAAACCCGUGGCCAGAAAGACUCAAUGGACAAACACACAGCUACACACUGCCCUAGAGGACAGAGUACUAAUUAGUUUCAGUCUGCACUAUGAUAACAUCAACUCCCUUCUCUUUGCAUAUCAUCAAGAGAAGGGAGUGUAUAUAACUGCAGAAAUAACUGAAAGCUACACUUGAAUUGGGACUGAUUUCUAUCGUCAGCAAGAGAAUUGAAGAUUUCUGAAAGAGGUUAAUGAGCACUGGCGUGGUCACUGGCCUCCUACCUUCAGAGAGGCUGCUUUGACCUCCCCCACCCCCCCCCCCCCAGGUCUGCAUGCUCCUUCAGCCGCUGGCUGGAGCACCUUGGAUCUUCUGCCACCACAAAGCAGAUCUUUUUUGGCUCUAAGGAGAAAUGAGAGCAGAAAUGAACAUUUACAGCACAUCAGAGUCAACUUGUACCAUGUCUGACAGGGCAGAGGAACUCAGCUUAGAGGUUAAUCUCCACAAGUCCUCAUCUGCUGAUCUCGGUGUUAUGGGGAAGACAACGGCCCCAGCCUGCAGGAGCAAACUGAACCUCCUCUGGAACCGGCAGUAGCACAAAUGCAGACCCAACACUGAAGUGCCAAGUGCUCAUGUCUGGGCUGUUUAAAGUCCAAUUUAGUGACUCAAGCACAGUUGCUAAUGAUUUUUGUUUUCAAAUAUAUUGCACUAAUAUUACUACACGUUGUUCAUGUAAUCAUAUUGUAUGUGUACCUCACCGUGCUUUUCUUAAUGUCAUGUUCAUCCUCAACUUGCCGGAAUCAAAACCAUCAUCAUAAUGAAACAAAGCAUCAAACUAUGCGCCGCUCGUCAAAAUCGGCGUAAGUGAUUUGCAGACCGGCCCCCGCCUGCUGCCCGUGGAUCACCCUCUGCUGUAACCUCACUUCCUUUUUCCAUCACUGAAUACUGUGGAGCAAUGUCGCCCCCUGAAGGGCAAAGUGAAAAUGCUCUUCUCUUUACCACGGGGUGAGGUCACACUCAGCAGUGCCUGCGGCAAUCCGGGACCUGUCAGCAGCAUGAGGAUCAGCCGGGGUUCCUCCCCCUGAAGACCGUAAGGCCCCAUUCCGCCUGGCAAUGUGAUGACCUUCAUCCUAUGUGUGAACAUCCCUUGACCCCUAAUUCCAGAUUAGUAACCGUCCUUAAUCAAAGCUUGAUUUCAACACUUGCUGGGCAGUUUUUAAAGGAUUUUUUUGUUUGUUUGAUUGACAGUCCAAAAAUAACACCUAUUUCCAAGUGAGGAAAAACUGAUGCCAGAGAACAGAAUGACACGGGUACAGUGUCGUCUGCAGGUGCACCAAGCGGCAAGAUUCCUUUUUAUCAUCAAGCGCAAGUGAUUCAUAGACUAAAGAUUAUGUAGUAUUUGUGUCUUUUCCAUGACUGGUACCAGGUUCAUUAUUUAAUAUUUUUGUAUAAUUUGGACAUACACAGGACAAUGCAGACAUCAUCAUCCUCAAGCAGGUUUUGAAAACAUGGCUGUGGUCGGCGUGCAGAUCUUCACCUACAAUGGUGGAUUUCCUACUUUGUAAAAGGGCUUUAACAUUUUCAAAGUAUGCCUUCUGAAAGCCGGGAUGUAGCAUUGAAAUAUCAACUUAAUGUCCAUAUUCAGUGUUAAUUCUUCCAUCGGACUGGGAGAGAGAAGAAUUCAGCUGAUGUUACUUUUUUUGUGGAGAUUUUUACAUGUGAAGCGUUGGUUUUUGUAUUAAAUAAAACACUUAAGAGUGACAAA